Messenger RNA from Debaryomyces tyrocola, 609 nucleotides. Lineage: Eukaryota; Fungi; Ascomycota; Pichiomycetes; Serinales; Debaryomycetaceae. The record is from the annotation of a GenBank genome assembly.
AUGUUACAUGGUACACAUUUCCAAGUUGAGAACGAAGAAGAAUUGCCGGAAGAUAAAAUUUGGGGUCCGUAUUUAUGGUACUUCAAUGACGGCAGUAUUAGCGAUGCAAAUAGGAGACUAAAAAAAGAGCAAUAUAAUUGGCCAUACAAGUGGUUCAAUAAUAAGAAGUUUUCAAGCAGAGGUUCUUUAAAAAGAAGAUUAGCCUUAUCUAAUGGUGCGCCAGCAUCAAAUGUCAAUUCGUUCUUAGGCAAUUCAGAUUAUACAAUGGUUCAAGGUGCUUCAUAUAAAUAUACUGGAUAUACGGAUGAAGAAGGGUAUUUCCAAUUGAGCAAUAUUAGAACUGAGAAUAAAUAUUACCUUCAAGCAUAUACUUCCGAAUGGUCGAGUAAGUAUACCGAUAUUGGUGGCGUUAUAGGAAAUUUCACUUACAACGAGGAAAUUGAAAUCAAGAAGGAUAGUUCUUUAGAUUUGGGUAAAAUAGAAUGGAAAGCUAAAGAUUAUGAAUUAAUUUGGCAAAUUGGGACCUACGAUAGAACCUCUAAGGGAUUCAAGAACGGAGGUGUAUCUUACAGAGAUUUUCAGACCGAAGAAGCACCUGCAGAAUUUUAA